UUGAUAUCAAUAAAACAUAUUCUGCAACUUUGUAUGAUAUAGUUAUCCAGUAAGCUAUAUGUUGCUAAAAUAAAGCUAACGUUAGCGUAGUGCAGCCACCAACAUACAUUUGUUGUGUUUGCUAGCUAGGCUAAUACCCGGCGUUUGUUUUAGAGUCAUAUGCUAAUUUAAUGCUAGGUAACUAGCUAUCCACGUUGGAGGAUGGCUAGCUAUGUAAAAUGUAUGAAGCCGGUUGAUGUUAAUCACUGAAUGAUCUGUUUGAAUGAACUUCUGAUUAGAAGUUAGCUAGCUAGUAACAACAGAGACGGUAACGUUAGACAACUGGCAUUGCAACAAACCAACAUUGACUUCCGUAAUAGAGCGGUUUUCUAAUUAGGCCCUACUACGUGAUAAUUGUUACGCUAUAAUCACAAAGAAUAGAUGCCAGCAGUGACUUGAAAAGAUGUCAGAAGACGACUACUUCAGCUUCCGUAACGUUAUAAUAUUCCCUCUUAACAAGGAGCUACAAUCACACAGGUGCUGCUGACAAAUUGCAGUGAUGGCUGAGGGGAGGACUGGAGAGGACAUUGUUUCAGAGUACCUGGACCAGAACCCUCACCUGGUCGAGUGGGUGGAGUCGCUCCGAGGAGUGCAUGAGACCAACAAGCAGUGGCACGCCAGACGAGAGUUUUUCCUGAGGAACAUGGAGACGUUCCCCACAGUCCAGCCGGGCUUCCCCAGCCCCAGUCUGGACAGGCUGCUCUCACUGUCCAUAUGUUGGGCCAACCACGUCUUCUUGGGCUGCAGAUACCCUCAACCUGUCAUGGACAAGAUCGAGGAAAUGGCAGAGGGAGUGGUUGUCAAUGAUGCUCCAGUUCGAAAGACGAGAGAUGAAAUCAUGGGGAAAGGAAAGAGGACUGCAGGGGGCGGCGACGACGACAGCUGCGUAAAGCGGACCAAGCCUGGGAACCCCUUCAAGCAGGGCCCGCCCCCGCAGGCGCCUGCCGAGCACCAGCCCUUCUUCAACCGCCUUUAUAAGGCUGUGGCGUGGAAGCUGGUGUCGGCAGGGGGCUUCGGCCCCAACCUGGACCACUUUGAGAUCCUGCGUGCCUGCACCGAGUCAUCCAAAGAGAGCCUGAGCUGCGUCUUCGUGCCCCUGAAGGACAUCCCCGACCUGCCGGCGGCGCGCACCCAGAAGGAGGGUCAGGUGUGCGAGCUGCGCUGCCAGACAGUCUACCUGGGCACGGGCUACGGGCGUGACGAGGCGGCCGCCAGGUCCAUGGCAUCCAAGGAGGCCCUCAAGGCCUUCCAGGGGCGCAAGGUGAUGGUGAAGAUCUGCCGGCGGCGGUUCAAUGGGAGGGACGUAGAGGAUCUGGUGCUGCUGGAUGAUCAGCCCAGGAACCCGGGCUUCCCUCCCGCUAUCAGCUACCCCUUCCAGCCAGAGCAGCAGGGGGACGGGCCGUCGUAGCACAGCCAUGAGGCAUAGAGGAUCCUCCGGGGGCCUUUCCAGGGUCGUGUUCAGUAGGCCCCAAAAUUGAGUAAAACGGGGACAUAGGGAUGGGGGUUUGAAAUAAUUUCACAAUUUGAAUAGUAUAAUGAAUUUUUGUCAGAUAUUUGAAAUUUAGUUUUUUACCUGAGCACUGCUGCGCGAUGGAGAGAGGCUGGCGCUCUAUUGCUGCAGCUGCAGAGGGGCAAGCAGAUGGAGGGUGAGAGACAGACGCCAAGGCAAUUCAAUGUUAUUUAUCAUCCUAUAUAACAGUGCUUGUCUUGACUGGAGUAGCCUAGAGAAGCUAGCUAGUUAAGCUAGCCAGCUAUAGCUAGCUAGGCUAAUUGAGGCCACAUGCUGCGCUUUUUCCCCAAACCCAUUCAGAUAAAACAGCCUAUCUGUUGGUUGCAUGUUGUAGCCUACUUCUCAUUUUGCUAACUUUUAAUUCUGUAAUUUUAUUCCAUCUUGCAUUGCAUUAGUGAACUUUCAUUCCACUUGCUACACAUUGAGCCUGUUUGCCGCUUUGAUUGGCCAACAUAAACAACAAGCUACACAUGUGAAGGUUACUGGUUGGCUGCCGUCUUUUUAUGGGGUGCACCGUGCACGUCAUAAAAACUACAUUGAAAAGUGAGUUGUUUUAUUAAAUUAAUAAUUUGACAUGUCAUGCAUGGUAUAUCCUUGUAUGUAACAAUGUCACAUGGAUAUUUUAAUUUAGAAAAAGCAGUUUCUGUGUAAAAUUGGCCUAUAUUUAUUUUCUUCUCGCAAAAAUGUAUAUGCAUACAAGUAUUCGAAUACUAACGUCCGUUCGAAUAUUCUAAUAACCGUGCACAUCCCUAAUGGGGAGGAACUAACUCUCCUGGACUCAUUUCAGUUUUCCGUUCCAAAACGUUUUGCUACUCUGUGCCCUGGUAUUUAGAAGUUAUGUGGGUUUGAAUGGAGCUGCUCUAUGAGUCAUACAGUACCACUGUGUGCACUGAAUGGAUGGACUUAAUGCAUCAUCACCACCACUUAGUAGUUUUUACGCUUUUAUUAUUCUUGAGUAGCCUAUACCCAGUUCUUGUUCCAUAGGUCAUUUGGAUUCCUUCAGAGUGGGGAUUGUAAGAAGUUUAGACCCUUUUAGUAUCGGUUGUGCCUGCCUGCUGCCUACCACAAUGGAGAAAUGUACACAGGUCGUAAGGGUGUGGUUUACAAUAUGUCACUACAUUUUCCCUCCCUUUGUUUGGGUCUAUAGUCACAGCAUGCACUUUCCUUCUAUGUCCUCUGUAGUUCAGUGCUCCGGGGUGAAGUUCCCCCUAGGUACAGAUCUAGGAUCAGCUUCCUCUCCCUCAAUCCUAACCUUAGCCAUUAGUGGGGAAAAUGCUAAACUGACCCAGGAUCAGCCUCUAGGGGCAACUUAACCCUACACCUAGCUCAGGACUAUGGUGGAUGUGUGCGGCUGCACUCGGUCUGACCCUCAAGCCAUUUAAUCAGCUAUCUGAUUAACAACCCGACCACUAGACAAGGGACAUUUCUACCGUUUAUCAAUACCAUUAAUAACAUGCAACUAAUGAACCCUGUGUGGCUCGUCAUUAGAGUUUUCUAUUGAUGCUUCAAAUCUCCCUGAGUGAUCGCAUUAAAAAUAUUAUCCUUUUUUGUUUAAUGAAGUUACAAUGUUAGUCAUGGAGUGAGAAUGAAGUAUACUUUUGAUCAUAUAACACAGGCUCUAGUAUUUAAAAUGCAGAAGUCCUCUAUGACAGAAUAAUUAUUUGAACUGUUAUUUUCUGUUCACAGUAGAAUGCAUUGUCACUAUUAAAACUCAGUGUGUUUGUCUGGAUACAAACGUAGACAUCUUGUUUAGUUCCUCUACAUGAUCUAGAUCUUGUUCAUGAUGGGACUUUUACAUUCAUUUAAAACCACUUUGUUCUAUUUUGUGUGAGGAAAGCUGUUGAGAAAAUGUUGGCUUUUGUUGUGUUUAUUCAUUGAUUCAAUUAUUCUAAAGGAGAUGAUUGGUGUUAAGCCAGGUUCAUAGAAUUGUAUGAUAUGAUGUUUGAUAGUGCUCGAGUCUUUACAUUAAAAAAAUCAUUGAUGGAAGAUUGCUGCUGUAAUGUUUUGCUUUUCAAAGCUGAAUGACAUGAAAAGGGUUGCAUUGACGUGUAAAUGGCCACAAUAUUUAGUGACACUGUACAUUUCUAUAAGCGGUCCCUGUUUCUAUAUUUUUGUAAAUAAAAAUAAUUUAAAGAA
Molecule: messenger RNA, 3685 nt
Organism: Coregonus clupeaformis (lake whitefish)
Lineage: Eukaryota; Metazoa; Chordata; Actinopteri; Salmoniformes; Salmonidae
Product: CDKN2A interacting protein
Exons: 4
Coding region: 539-1447 (302 amino acids)
Cellular component (GO): nucleolus; nucleoplasm
Source: RefSeq, a predicted model, not a curated record